UGUCCACGCAGACUCUCGGGUGGGGGCGGAGCCGCCCGCGCGGGGGCGGGCGCCGCGGCUGCGGCGGAGCUGACGUGGACCGUACGGGUUAGCUGGCUCGGCGAGUUGCGGGAUUGGGGAGCGACGGGCCGGGCCGGGCCUUCGGGCCCUUGGCGGCGGCGGCGGUAUAAAGCCGGCGACGGGGAGCAUGUAAUGUCGGAAUGCGGAGGCCGCGGCGGCGGCAGCAGCAGCGACGACGCCGAGGACGAGGGUGGCGGUGGCGGCGGCCCCGUGGGCUCCGGCUCCCUCAGCCCGGCCCCGGCUGCUUCCUCGGAGGGCCGGCUCCGCCGCUGGCUGCGCGGCGCCUCCCUCAUGGCGCGCCGGCGGCCCGAGCUGCUCUGCGGGGCUGUGGCGCUCGGCUGCGCGCUGCUCCUCGCACUCAAGUUCACCUGCAGUCGAGCAAAAGAUGUGAUAAUUCCAGCAAAGCCACCUGUCAGCUUUUUCUCCUCGAGGUCUCCGGUUCUUGACCUCUUCCAGGGGCAGCUGGACUACGCAGAGCACAUUCGCCAGGAUUCGGAGGUGGUGCUCCUGUUCUUCUAUGCUCCGUGGUGUGGACAGUCCAUCGCCGCCAGGGCAGAAAUUGAACAAGUAGCGAGUCAGCUUUCAGACCAGGUGUUGUUUGUCGCAGUUAACUGUUGGUGGAAUCAGGGGAAAUGCAGAAAACAGAAACACUUCUUUUAUUUUCCUGUAAUAUAUCUGUAUCAUCGGAGUUUUGGACCAAUCGAAUACAAAGGCCCCAUGAGUGCUGUUUACAUUGAGAAGUUUGUCCGCCGGGUGAUGAAACCACUUCUCUACAUCCCAUCUCAAUCAGAAUUACUAGAUUUUCUCUCAAACUAUGAGCCUGGAGUACUCGGGUACUUUGAGUUCAGUGGCUCACCCCAGCCUCCUGGUUAUUUGACCUUCUUCACUUCAGCAUUACAUUCAUUAAAGAAAGGGGACUCUGGGAGAGGAACUCAAGCUGUCACAUUAGGUGUGUUUUCUGUCCACUUGAAAGACUUUGAGCUGCACAGCUUCAGGCUCCGGACGCGCAGACUCAGCGGCCGUGGUUCACGGGCCCAGCCGCUCCGUGGCAUGUGGGAUCCUCCCGGACUGGGGCACGAACCCGUGUCCCCUGCAUCGGCAGGCGGACUCUCAACCACUGCGCCACCAGGGAAGCCCUUUACUUAUUAUUAAUAGCCAAUGUCAAGUAAGAGAAACACAUGCAGACUUUUUUUUUAAUGGGACAGUUUGGAAUGUAAAGUCUAGGUCAUUGUUGUGUUUCUAUUGUGUACACAAAUUGAGGCCUGAGGAACAUUUGACACACUUAACAUUUGGUUAUAGAGAGCUUAACUGAUGAAGUGUUUAGUCUGUUGUGGUAGAAAGCAGAUGUCCUGGUUCACCAAGCCACAAAAGCAUAUAUAAAAUACACGUCUUUCCAUUGCUUAAAUGUUUGGUUUUUUUUUUUUUUUUAAUUGCCUUAGAAAUAGCCAGGACACUCUCUAACAUUCGUUUCUUGAAGCUAGCUGGCCAUCGGUCUACAGAUAUUUUGAGAAUGUAACAUAUAUGAAGCAUCCUGCCUGGGUGCUGUGGGGUUGCUGAGAGGGGACAUCUCAGUUACCUGUGUCCUUUACCUAGUGCUCUCCAACUUGGUGCUGAUUCAUCAGUUGAUGUCGGCCUUCCUCUUAGGUGGUGUGGGCAGUAACCCUUUUGUUAUAUUUCUGUCCAUUAUUUUCCUAGCCAUUUUACCUUUAUCAUUUUUUAUUUAGCAGUUUUAUAUGUUCAUGUAGUUAAAUCUGUGGUUCUUUUUCUUGAUUUAUUUUUUUAGAAAAAUCUGGUCACUAAUUAGUUCACUUCUUUUUGAAUUUUAAAGUUAUUUGGCACUUUAUGCUGCCUGGAUUUACUUUGGCUUAAAAUACAGAGCACAGUUGAUUUUCCUCCCUUCUUAUUGGCUAAUCAAUUAGCACCAUUCACAGAAUAAUGCUUUCUUUAUCCUUCAUCUUGAUGAUGCUUGUUUUAUCACAAAAUAUUUUCUAAUAUGUAAUUAGGUCUAUUUCUGUGUUUUCUCUUGGUCUAGAUCCCUCUUUUUGUACGAGUAAAUAUUUCAUUUUUUACAUUGUAAGUAAUUACCUGGUGAACUCUGGACUCCGCAUCCUCUAGUUCUGGUGUUUUAUAGAAUAUUCUUUUAUAUCCAUCUAUGCAUUUGGCUGAAUUUGGGUUGGAAUUUUAUUAAAUGUUUAAGUUGACUUAGAGGUAAUUGACAUGUUCAUAAAACUUAGCUUCCCUUUCUAGAAUCACAGCAUGAUAUUAAUUUAUUCAAACCUUCCUCUCAAUUUUUUGUAAAAGGUCUUACACAUCCCUCAUUAAUGGUUAAUCCUUUUAAAGUGCUGAAUGAUUAACUGUGGGCUGGCAGUCUGUGUGUUUCAGGAUCCUGGGGAAGCUCAUCUCUUGUGCUUCUUCACUCUUCCCAGACUGCAGAGCCUGCUCCUCUUGGAGCCUUUCCACCUUUGAUCUUGGCAGACAGGCCUAAAGAAAAUUUGUCUAAAGAAAAUUUGGUAGAGGGGUUGAUAUUUUUAAGUUGCUUACUUGAUUUUCUUCCAUCUUAUGAUUAUUUCAUUAUUUACUGUAAAAAUGUGUUCUGGUAAAAUGUUAUAUUCUGUUAUGAUUCAGUGACCUUUUUAAAAGAGAAAAUUUGCAACAAAUUUUGUUCAAAAGGAAUGCAGUGCCGCCUGGGGGACAAGCAGUGGCCUGGGAUCUGGCAGUAUCUGGUCCUUAGCCUUUGUCUGCCCCUGGCAGGGUUAUAAACUUGAACAAAACAUUUAACAUUUCUGUUUUUGAGUUUCUCUGUCUGUAAAAUUGGAGAGGGUGAAGGUAAGGGUAAAUGCUUGUUUUACAAGGCCACAUCGUGUGUGAAGUAUGUUGUGUGUGAAUAAAGUAAUAGUCUGAAAAUCUGUAGCAGUUUAAUGAGAAAGCCAUUGGCUGAAAGCACCUGAAGUAAGUACUGUGUCUGUUUUCUUAAAAGCAUCUACACCAGAUAGUAUGUACCUUGACCGACCAGCAGACACAGGUCUUCCUCUUCCCUUUUCCUGGAGCACUCCAUACCUGCU
Physeter macrocephalus (sperm whale) is the source of this 3122-nucleotide messenger RNA. RefSeq names its product thioredoxin domain containing 11 (gene TXNDC11). The record is from RefSeq and is a predicted model, not a curated record. The coding region runs from base 193 to 1212 and encodes 339 amino acids. Lineage: Eukaryota; Metazoa; Chordata; Mammalia; Artiodactyla; Physeteridae. The transcript has 7 exons.